Molecule: messenger RNA, 2474 nt
Organism: Linum trigynum
Lineage: Eukaryota; Viridiplantae; Streptophyta; Magnoliopsida; Malpighiales; Linaceae
Source: the annotation of a GenBank genome assembly
CUAUGGAGGUUGAUCCACAACAUUCUUCCCACUGGAAAGAAUAUAGCAGAGAGAAAGGAGGAUGCAGCGUCUGAAUAUCCAUUAUGUAACCUAGAGGAAACACAGGAACACAUUUUCCUCGAGUGUCAAUGGGAAACCAGAAUAUGGAUACCCACAGAGUUCCGUUGUCUAUUCGAAAUGGGGGGAAACCUGUCCUGUGGUUCAUGGCUAUGUGAGGUUAUGGAAAAGGUGGAUGAUGAAUUGGUGGAACAACUAGGUAUGAUACUAUGGUACUUGUGGAAUGAACAAAACAAUCACUUGUUCAACAAUAAGAAGAUGGAAGACACAGCGAGCCCUAAAUCAUUGGGAGGAUUUCAAAUCUCAACACGAGCAGGGAGUUCUAGAGAAGACGGAGGCAGUGCUUACCUUGAAGAAGCCCCCGCCGGGGUGGAUCAAAGUCGAUGUCGACGCUGCAAUUUUCUUCGGAAAUGCGAGGGAUUUGGAGCGGUGGCUCGGGAUGCAUCGGGUUCUUUCCUUGGAGCAUCAGUCCGCAGGGAGCGAGUUGAGUGGCCAGCUGAAAUGGCUGAACUCCGAGCCAUGGAUCUUGGCCUACAGCUGGCAGAGAAAUUGGGGCAGCAGGCGGUGAUAAUCGAGUCAGACUGCCAACAAGCCGUCUUCAAACUGCUUGGGGAGGAAAUGACGAUGCUCGAGGCCGGAUCGGUGGUGGAGGAACUUAAGGAAAAAGAUAGGAACUUUGGAGAGGUAAAAUGGCAAUUUGCCAGGCGGGCCUGUAACAUGGCGGCCCACAACCUUGCCCACAUACAAUGUAAUUGGGAUUCUCAGGAAGAUUGGGUUGGCAGACCACCCAUCUUCCUUCUUGCUGAGUUGGACCAUGACUUUUUAAGCCAUUAAUAAAAGAACACGAUUUCUGUAAAAAAAAAAAAAGUAGUUAGUAGGUUGUUAAGGGUAAAUGGGGUAUUAUAAGAAAAUAAUUAAUGUCAUUAAUAAUUAAACAAUUGUUCUCUCUCUUAAAACUCACUAACUUAGAAUUAAAAGAAAAUUCGGAACUAUUUAAUGAAAUUCCAAUUUUAAAAAUGAAAUUCGAAAUUAAUAUUUAAUAUUUUAAAAAUAGAAAUUCCAAAUAAAAAAAGCUCACACCCCCUCUUUGUAGCGAUUUCCAUUAGCGUUAUUAAAGCUUCCAAUGAUAUUAUUAAUGUUUAUGACAAUAACUAUUAUUCAUAUAUUCCACCAUUAUUAACUAUUUUAAUAUACUUAUCAAUGCUUUACGAAAACAUUAUUAACAAUAUAGGAUGUAUUUUUACCGAUUUAUAUUUUUGUCAUCAACACUUAUGAAGAAAUAAUUAAAGUUAUACCACAUAAUUAUUAAUGAAUCUAAUAACAUUAUCAUUGAUUUACAACAUUUUUAUUAACAACUCUUCCAUAACCUUAAUAAUAUGAAUAACUCUAUCGUUGAUCUCAACAUCUUUAUUAACAAUUCACGUUUUCAAGUCAUGUUCAUAACUAACCAAUCAUGACUCUUACAAUGACUUCCAAUUACAUUAUUAAUAUUUAUGAAAUAAAUUAUUAUUGAUAUACCCAUCAUUAUUAAUUAUUUUAAUAUAUUUAUCAAUGCUUUAAUAUUAUAAGAGUUUACAUCGAAACGUUGAUAAUGACACUCUUAAUUAUUAAUAACGAAGUUGUGUUGGCAUUGAAAAUAGAAGCAAAAUAUUUUUUUAUGAAUAAAUACAAGCAAAAUCAUUGGUAAUGAUUGCAUCCAAAUGGGUAAUACCAAUAUAACAUGUUAUUAACAUUUAACAACUCUCUACUCAAAAUGUUGAUAAAGAACGUUAUAAAACCUAUUAAUAGCUAAGUUGUGUUUCGUUUAAAAUACAAACAAAAAUAUUGAUAAUGAUCAUCAACCAUACUACACAUUAUUAAUAUUUCUUUAUCAAACAUUGAUAUAUUCGUAGCCACCCAUUAAUAAUGAUACAACUUUUUAUACUAAUUAUUAGAAAAACUUUAAUAACCAUAACAUAAGUCAUUAACAAUAGCUAUAUAAAAAACACUAACAACGUUGUUGUAAUCCAUUCAAAAGAAAAGCAAAAGCGGUAAACAAUGCUUGGUUCCUAGCCAAAUUCUUGUCAAUGAAAACACAUUGACAACAAUAACUAUGAAAGGUUAAUAAUAACUACAACGAUGCAAUAACAUGAUCUGUGAAUGUAUUCCAGCCACUGUAACGUAUAGGAUAAGUUUUCCGAUUGCCAUUACAAAAUGGUAUGGCUCAACAGAAAAGCAUACGUGUUUUUCGUCAAAAAGGGUAGAUUUUAUCGGAUGUCCCCGAAGGGACAUCCGAUAAAAUCUACCAUUUUUGACGAAGGUGGCGAGAACGAGAUGCAAGUGCUCGCCAGUAAUAGAAUCAAGCUGGAAUAAACCCGACACUUCUACCUGUUGGGAUGAAUAGUUUUGAAAAGCUAUAAUGAAAUUCCUAAUUAAUU